GCUGUGAGCCACCACAAGGCAGGGGCGACUCUCGUCAGCUGAGGCCGGAGCUGGCUGCAAGGCACACCCAGCUCGCUGACUGCCUGCACAGACACUGACCACUCGACUCUCAGCUUCCCGACAGAGGUGUUAAUCUGAGGGUCUGACACCCCCUCCUGCCCACUGUGCUUCCAUCUCUCAGGGGUGUCUCCUCCACAGGAUGAUCCCCAAGGAGCAGAAGGGACCAGUGAUGACUACCACGGGGGACCUCACUGAACCAGUUCCUUUGCUGGACCUGGGCAAGAAACUGAGCGUGCCCCAGGACUUGAUGAUGGAGGAGCUAUCACUGCGUAACAACAGAGGGUCCCUCCUCUUCCAGAAGAGACAGCGGCGCGUGCAGAAAUUCACCUUUGAGUUUGCAGCCAGCCCUCGUGCUGUCGUGGCAGGAAGUGCAAAGGAGAAGGUGACUGGAACAGCAGAACCUGGGACGGUUGCCAACAGCCAUGAGGGGCAGAACUACCGCUCUGAGCUCCACAUCUAUCCCGCCUCGCACGGGGGCCCUGGGGAUGCUGAGUCCAUGGCCUCCCGGCCACAGCGCCACAACCCCAGCGCCCUGGCACCAGGUUAUGCUGAGCCACUGAAGGGCAUCCCACCCGAGAAGUUCAACCACACAGCCAUCCCCAAGGGCUACCGCUGCCCGUGGCAGGAGUUCAUCAGCUACCGGGACUACCUGGGCGAGGGCGGAAGUCACACCCCCAGCCUGGCGGAGUAUCGAAAUUUCAACAAGACCCCGGUGCCCUUUGGAGGAACCCUGGUGGGAGAAACCCUUCCGAGGGCAGGCACCCCCUUCGUUCCGGAGCUCAUCAGUGGCUUGGAACUCCUUCGCCUCAGGCCCAGCUUCAACAGAGUGGCCCAGGGCUGGGUCCGCAACCUCCCAGAGUCUGAGGAGCUGUAGCUCCAGCACCUUCACUUCCCUCAUCUCAGAGUUCGAAUAACACCUGGAGCCAAGAUUUGUGGCCAGUACAUCACAGUUUAUAAAGGGCCAUUGCACACAAAACCUUACUGUAAAUGGCCUCAAAGUCACAGAGUUCAGCAGUUCCCAAUGUGGCAAGCUUCAAAAUCACCUGGGGGUAUUUUCCUACAGGUUUCUGACCUGCCCAAACCUGCAGCACCAGAAUCCCCUGAGCAGAGGAUCUCUAUUAGUAACUCGCACUCCGAGCUGAUUCUAAGAAAACUUGGCCCUGGUUUGUGUCUUUAGGAAUCCAAGCCUUCAAUGACUUCACCUCCAGCCUCCACUUCUGCUCCUGUACUCUAGCUGUCUCCCCCAGUGACAGGGAGCCCACUAGCUGCCUAUUUACCUGUGAAACACUCUGAUAAUUAGUUUUUCCUUUUACUGAGACACAGAUGGUCUUUAUCUAUUCACGCUGCUAACAUUUACUAAGCACCAACUGUGUGUUAGCUGCUGUGCCAGCCAUAGGGAGAAGGUGGGGAAUAAGCCCAGGCCCUAGCCUAGAAAGAGGGAGGAAAAGACAGUAGGGAAGACAGAUUUGUAAAGUGGUAGAUCACCUUAAUGCUCCCUAAAGCACGCUGACAACUGCGGAACCAUGGGAAGCAGAGGGGGUCUCUAACCCUGGGUGUGGGGUGGGGAACUCUGGGAGGUGUCCCAGAAUUUGAGCAGGGCCUUGGAGGACUGAAGGGAGGGGGUGUGACAAGGAGGUUGUGGAGAUGAAGGCAUUUCUGGCAAGUGGGUGGUGAGUGCAAGGGUGCAGAACUGUCACAGAUGCAAGUGUGAAGAAGGGGGAUGGCAGUGUCAGAGAAGGCGGUGAGUCCUCAGUGGGGCAGAAUGGGGUGGGCUGCACUAAGGAGAUGGGGAAGUUCUUAAGCUGGGGAGUGAGGGGUCUCGCUGGUUGCUGUGUGGGGCACAGACCGGAGAGGCGCAAGGCCAGAUGCUGGGAACCCUUCAAGGAACGAGGCCUGGACUAGGGAGGCAGCCAUGCGGUCAAAGGAAGGAGCACCCCUCGGCACCCUCCAGGGCAGGUGCAGAGUGGGGUGCUUCCAAGGACGACUCCCUGCCACCCGCUUCCACUCACCAUUUGGAGCAGACCCCGGGCUAGAUCUCGUUCUAGUGCCCACCAGGCGUAGUUCGGCCCAUACGCAGGCUCCUUGGAAAGACGCGAAGGGAGCGCCUCCCUGCAGGUAUGAGUGGUGCUGCUGAUGGCGGCUGCUUUUUAUUGGGUGCCUCGGUGCUCGCGCUGGUAGCAGGUGUUCUACAUCGCCCAUUUCUGAUUUUCAGUAUAACCUUGAGACAAAGGUGUGGGCCCGCCUUACAGAUGUGGCUAUCCAGGCCUAAAAAGGGGAAGUGACUCGUCUGGGGACAAAGCCAAAGUGGGGACCUGUCCAAUUCCAGUGAAUAUUUCUUAUCACUCCACUGGGUAGCCAAGUCAGUGCCCAGUGAGUCUGGAAUCACCUAGUCCUGGUGUCAUGCUUUUAGAGCUUAAGAGUGCAGUGGGGGUCAGACUGGAUGGGGUGGGUUCUAGUGCCACCGCUAGCCGUGGGAACGAGCAAGUCAUUUCUCACCAUGGGCCUCUGUUUCUCCACUUGUGAGAUGAGGACAAGAGUUCAAGACCCUGCAUGGGGUUUUGUGAGCAUAGUGACGGGCACACAGGUAAUAAGCAGUCAGAUUUUAGGCAACUACUGCUCUUGGCUGGAUAAGAUGUUCCUGCAGUGAAUGCACCCUGAGAAGUAGGCUCAUGGAAUUGUCACUGGGGGUCAGUUAGGCUGAAACCUGAAGGAGAGCCUCCGAUGACCAUAGGGCUCCCUUUGGACAUGACUUACUCCUUCCCCACUGCCUCCUUCUGCCUCCUCCCUGACUCCCUCUCCUGGGGAGAGGAGAAUGCCACAAAUCUAGCUGAUUCCCAGGUGUGUAUGCUGGAAAUCUAGCUGAUUUCCAGAAACAGAAAGAAAAUGGCUGCAUCUUCCUUUUGCUCCAGAGGAGUUUCGCUGUGCCCCACCCAGCCUUAAGGGGCCAACAGCUGAUUUAGAUUUACUUGCAAUUGAUGUGCUGUCUUGAAUGUGGGGGCUGCCAUUUAAAGCUGUGUUUCUAUGAACUGAAAACCAACCGUGAAAGUGUCCGAAACAAGGAAGAGAGGAUAUGGACUGUCUUGGGUUGGCUCUGCUGUGCUCUGAGGGUAAUGUUAGCCAGCGGGUAUGGGAGAGAAGCUUGCUGCACCCCAGAGUAAAUCCCCAUUCCUUCUUUUUUCUGAGGUGACUCUUACUGAUGGUGUUUAAAAAAAAAAAAAAAGAAUGCUUAUUGUAAAAGUAAAUAAAUAAAUGAAGUAGUAAAAUGUGAAGGUAUCGGUCCAUAGAGCUCCUCCCAUACACAUACGGAGCCCUUCCCUCCUUCCUGCAUUCUGCCCCAUUCCCAUACAUACACCAGAGGUAACCACUGCUAAUUGUUUGGUCCCCCUAGGAUUCUAGACUUAAUUGAAUAAAGAUGUACAUGUAUAUAGAUA
Capra hircus (goat) is the source of this 3491-nucleotide messenger RNA. It is a transcript of the gene MYOZ3, whose product is annotated as myozenin 3. The transcript is spliced from 7 exons. The coding region runs from base 200 to 934 and encodes 244 amino acids. Gene Ontology annotation, cellular component: actin cytoskeleton; Z disc. NCBI's taxonomy places the organism in Eukaryota, Metazoa, Chordata, Mammalia, Artiodactyla, Bovidae. The record is from RefSeq and is a predicted model, not a curated record. Gene Ontology annotation, molecular function: FATZ binding; actin binding; telethonin binding.